AUGGACCAGCGAAGGUCAGCUGUUAUGAAAAUUUGCAGUAAAAAUUCUACUUACAAACGUCCAUACCGGAAUCAUAUGAUUUACAACAGGAACAAACACUUUCUCUUUUGUAAAGCUACAAAAGCAGGGUCGACAUUCUGGGGAAGACUUUUACUUCAAGUAGAUCGACGUGUGAUAGCAAACCCUUACAAAAUAAAACCCCAAAUCGGACCGGUCAACGUGAUCCCUUCAAUCAAAGAAUGGAAAAACUUUGAUGCAAUUUUAAAAAGUUCUACAAAGUUUAUAAUUGCUCGUCAUCCUUUAGAAAGGUUAUAUUCUGGAUACGUCGACAAGGUGUUUUCACCAAACACAUAUUACUGGGACGUUAUAGGUAAAUAUGUAAUAAGAACAUAUAGGAAGACUUCUAAACCCACCUGUGGACAUGAUGUUACGUUCUCGGAGUUCCUUCAAUACGCAGCGAAGACCACAGGGAAUCAUCGGGACGUACAUGUAGCGUCGUUAUGGGAGACAUGUUCUCCGUGUCAUGUAAACUAUGACAUCAUAGGCCAAAUGAAAACAUUCAGUAACGACAUAGAUUUUAUUUUAGACAAACUGAACUUGGAACCCUACAAAGAAGUCCUUCAUAACAUAUCUAUGGAGUCCGUAAACGAUGCCUUAUACGACACAGCCCAAGCAUACAUAGACAUGCGCGCUGAAGCUUCCAAAUGUAUUUCGGAACAGCAAACCGCAGAUAGAAUCUGGACAAAGUUAAAAGCUAGAGGCUUUAUCGCUGCUGAUCUGCCUGUUCCUAAGGAUUUGUUCCUCAAAAAUGAGGAAGCAAUACUUGAAAUAUUCAAAGACGCAUAUUCUAGAUCUAUCAAUAAACUGGGUCGCCAUGGAUUAAAACUACAACAACGUGCAAUAUAUCUAGAAAGUUUAAGAAAAGUACCUAAACAAACACUAACACAGAUAGCCAAAACAUACCAUAAGGAUUUACAAAUGUUUGGAUACGACCAAACAUUUAAUGAAAUGCUGCAAAGUUCAAAUAAUUCUGACUUUUCUGUCAGUGACAAUUUUUUUCUGAUCUCAUAA
Molecule: messenger RNA, 1071 nt
Organism: Ylistrum balloti
Lineage: Eukaryota; Metazoa; Mollusca; Bivalvia; Pectinida; Pectinidae
Product: carbohydrate sulfotransferase 9-like
Exons: 1
Coding region: 1-1071 (356 amino acids)
Biological process (GO): carbohydrate biosynthetic process
Cellular component (GO): membrane
Molecular function (GO): sulfotransferase activity
Source: RefSeq, a predicted model, not a curated record